Molecule: messenger RNA, 2013 nt
Organism: Camponotus floridanus (Florida carpenter ant)
Lineage: Eukaryota; Metazoa; Arthropoda; Insecta; Hymenoptera; Formicidae
Product: UPF0692 protein CG33108
Exons: 4
Coding region: 548-1297 (249 amino acids)
Source: RefSeq, a predicted model, not a curated record
GGAUCUGGCAGCUCCUGCGGAUGGCUUUGCUCAGAGUGGGUGCGCGAGUCGUCUCGUCUCGAAUCCCGCAUCACCUACGAGAAGCUUCUUAUCAGACGAACACAUAUAUACACAUAUACAUGCAUAACAUAUAAAUUUUUCGACAUACGUCCGACGUCGUUCGUCGGACGUCCGCGCGAGCAGAGUAUCCCGAGCUCGCGUUUACAAGGAACGAUUGAGAGGACAUAACCGCGAAACUCGAGUCUCGGGUCGUCCAGGACGCCUCGCUCGAUUAACCGCCCUUCGAGAGUCCUCUCGAUAAUCCGAGGCCGAGGCCGGAACGAGACGUGACAUGGAUGCACGCGAGAGAGCGUCUUGCAGAAGGUCCCAAGAGGCUGUUUAGGAUGAACAAAGGAUGUUCCAGUCGAAUGUUCUCGUAAUACCAUUGUGAACAAUGAUAGAAUCAAAUCUCAUCACACCUACGGAUGAUACCUUGUAGCUGUCGGAGCGUUUUCAAGCCUUUUGUAUUCAAUUCAGCAAUUGCCUAUUUGCACUUUGGCGUCGAGAAAUGCCAGCACCACCCCCGCCUCUUUCAAACCUGCCAGAAGCACCUAUGUGCGAAAAGACGGAAGUCAAUGAUACCGAUUCGCUGCCCCCCUGGGCUAAAAUUACGCUCACAUCUGCCGAGGCUGAAAUCGAAAAGCUGAUCUCGAGGAAUGAAUUGAAGGACGCAGAGGUAACUUACUUCUGUCAAGUGGAACCAAUUCUUCAAGACGGGCCACAAUGUGGUUUGGUAGCACUCGCAAUGGCAUCGCAGGAAUAUACAAAACCAGUUUCCGUGAGUCAGCUUCUUGCCGAAGCUCGUGUUCGAGGAUUCACGCAACACGGGGAGGUUUACAGUGUCGACUUUAUGGGAACAUUGGCUGCGGAAUAUCUGCCCGAUCACAGACCAGAUAUUCUAGUGGAUUUACAACAAUGCCCAGAUACGUUAACUCAUGCUUUGGCGCACGGAGCGAUGGUGCUGAUUCCGUACGAUUCAGAUUUUAACCAUGCCCCGUGUUUGAAGAGGGGCCAUAAAGCGCAUUGGGCAUUGCUCGUGGGACUAAUCUCUUCCAGACAAGGAUAUCACGUUCUGGCGCGUCACGGUAAGUCACGUCAUCUAGCUUGUUGGCCUUUACGCGAUUUGAUCGAGAGUAAUGGCAAUUUAGAGGAAGAAGGUACAGCGAGACACGCAGGAGGAUAUGUUAUACCAAAGGGUGGUGUCGGAGGCCAAAAGGGUUUACGUGGCAGAGCACUGGCAUUACAUCCGUACAUAUAGUUCCGUUAUGUCAAAGAAAAUUGUAGGUAACUGAUAUAUCAUGGUGAAGAAAAAAAAAAAUUUAUCGAUACACUAUUCCGUAUUCGCAUGUGGUAAAGAUUUCGAGACAUAACAUUUACGUACGUACACACCCACACACACAUAGCUUCUGCAAGAAAUCGACUAAUAAUUAUGUGUAAUACGCGAUGCUUUAAUUAAUAUGUACAUUUGAAUUCGCGCGAAAUAUUUCACGCAAAUGUUAGUCACGUUGUCUACCAAAAAAAGAAAAAAAAAAAGAAGGAAAAGAAAAGGCAUUCGGCGUCGGAAAUGCGAUUCUAUAAGUGGCAUUAUUUUCACUUCACUCGAAUUAUAUAUGAUGUAAAUAAGAAUCCCGGCAUGCCGAAAUAUGUGCACGCAAUCAAACACGGACGAUCGUCUUGAUAUAUGGUAUUAUGUCCCUAUUAAAUGCAGAAGCGUACGCAUAUAUGGUGUAAGAUGAGACACGUAAAGAUGUUCACAUAAGUAAAUAUAUACAUAUAUGUAUUAGUGAGAGCCGUUGUCGAAAGUCGUGGUUCGGAUGAGAAAAUCUAAGUAUAUUUCCUUAAAUAGUACGAGUAGGGAUUUUCGAUAAUGAUUGUGAUUUCCGUCUUAUGUUGGUGCAAUAAAUAAAGAGUAAAUCUAUUAUAACAAUUUUGCAGCUGCAUUUCAAGUGAUAUAAUUUAAUACUAGCAUGCUGU